UUGCCGAGCGGCCCUCGCACCGCGGAUCGGACCUCGCUGACUUUGGGUGGCAAGCGCCGCCACUCAUCACGCUGCCGACCGCCCGAGCCCCCUAGCUCGUCUUCCUCCGAGCGCCUCCACCGCAGUAUCCCCCUGGACCAGCAACCCUUCUACUUCUGUAGCACCGCCCCUGUGGAACUGGAAUUCACACAGAAAAAUGGCAUGAUUUUGGUGUGGUCGAUUUAAGCGACAUCUGAGUUUCCUUGGAGGAGAUUCCAUGCUGCCUUCCCGGGAUGAAAGGUGGUUUUCUUCAUAGGCUUCUUGUCAACAAGCUAUGCUUCGUCCUUUUGGCUCUCCUCGUUGUGCCAAUUGUUAUUUUGUUACUAGGCACAACGCAGGAGCAGCUGAGAGUUUUCUCACAAGGUUUCCUACAGCAGCAGGGGUUGGGGCAUCUUGGAGAUAAUGCAUCAGCUCCAGUUGGGUUUGCAGAUCCAGCUGAGAGAAGAAUAACCAGACGGAACAAAGACUGCAAUUAUGCAAAAGGAAAGUGGUUAGCAGAUGAGAAGCGGCCACUCUAUUCUGGUAAUGAGUGCAAACAAUGGCUGUCAAAGAUGUGGGCUUGUCGGAUGAUGCAACGCACAGAUUUCUUCUAUGAGACUUAUCGGUGGCAGCCACAUGGUUGUGAGAUGCCUGAGUUUUCAGGGCCCAACUUUUUGAAAAGGAUGAAGAAUAAAACUCUUGCUUUUGUGGGUGAUUCGCUCGGUAGGCAGCAAUUUCAGUCCAUGAUUUGCAUUGCAACAGGUGGUAAAUACAGCCCAGAGGUUGAAGAUGUUGGAUGGAAAUAUGGCCUUGUCAAAGCUCCAGGUGCUUUAAGACCUGAUGGUUGGGCUUAUCGAUUUCCAGGGACUAACACCACUAUCCUUUUCUACUGGUCUGCUAGUCUGUCUGAGCUCGAAACUUUGAACACAACAAAUUCAGUAACUAGCUAUGCGUUGCAUCUUGAUCGGCCAGUAACAUUCUUGAAGCAGUACGUGCAUAGUUUUGAUGUUCUAGUACUUAACACAGGCCACCACUGGAAUAGAGGCAAGUUCGUAGGGAACCAUUGGGAAUUGUACGCUGAUGGGAAACCUGUAGGGAAAGGUAGACUUGCAGACCUUAACCGUGCAAAGAAUCUCACCCUGUACAGCAUUGCAAGAUGGGUAGAUUCAGAACUUGCAAGCCGUCCUCAGAUGAAAGCUUUUCUGAGAACAAUGUCACCAAGGCAUUUUGUAAAUGGCGACUGGAACACUGGGGGAAGCUGCGGCAGCACCGUUCCCUUGUCGAACGGGAGUGAGGUUUUGCAGGAUCAUUCAAAUGACAUGCCUGCAGAGCAUGCUGUGAAGGGGACCCGGGUUAAGCUUUUGGAUAUCACUGCCAUCUCGCAACUACGAGACGAGGGGCAUAUCUCAAAUCGUACCCUGAGAGCCCCAACAGGCAUUCAUGAUUGCUUACAUUGGUGCCUUCCUGGUAUACCCGAUAUGUGGAACGAACUGCUGUUUGCACAGCUUUAGACCUGUAUAUUACACUCCAGUAAGGGGAUUUUUCUGUCAGAGCCCCAAGGAUCUGUUCUGUUACUGCUGGCAGUCUGAUAGUACAGAGUGACCAACUGCAUGCUUUCUACCAGCAUGUAUAUGGAAUUUGUUUUUUGUUCAUCGAUACGGAGGCGGUUCACUUCCCAGAAUUUGUGGUACAGAUUGGCUUCAGACCAGAUAUGUAAUUCGUGUUACAGAGUAGUCCCAGGGCAUGUUGAGACCUGUAUUUUGUUUACAGUAAAAUGGCACCACAUUCAGCAUUCACCAUGUACGGUAUAUGUUCUGUAAAAUUAUUCAUACCAGUCGACCAAAGUGAAAAGUGAAACUUUGGAUUGAUGUCUGUGUACUCAAAAACUCCUACCCGUGUAGCAUUUCAGGAGUGCAAGUGCAGAACUGCACUCCUGUAGCCGAUCAAAUAAUUUGAUUUUUGCCAAGGGUA
This is a messenger RNA of Brachypodium distachyon (stiff brome), 1989 nucleotides long. RefSeq names its product protein trichome birefringence-like 14. Lineage: Eukaryota; Viridiplantae; Streptophyta; Magnoliopsida; Poales; Poaceae. Gene Ontology annotation, molecular function: O-acetyltransferase activity. The record is from RefSeq and is a predicted model, not a curated record. Bases 273 to 1529 code for a protein of 418 amino acids. The transcript has 6 exons. Gene Ontology annotation, cellular component: Golgi apparatus.